Messenger RNA from Aureobasidium pullulans EXF-150, 1329 nucleotides. RefSeq lists its product as uncharacterized. The record is from RefSeq and is a predicted model, not a curated record. NCBI's taxonomy places the organism in Eukaryota, Fungi, Ascomycota, Dothideomycetes, Dothideales, Saccotheciaceae. Bases 1 to 1329 code for a protein of 442 amino acids. The transcript has a single exon.
AUGUCGACAACGUAUCGUCAACCCGAGCUGGUCUCGCCGGACGUCCAUCCGAUGAAGCUCACACCUCGCAACCAGCUCCUUGCUGAAACCAUGUUGAGGACGACAAGAUUAUAUGUCAGGCGCCGAAUUCGACAAUCUUUGCAGCAAGCCUCGAAAAAAUCCACCUUGUGUUCGCUUGAACAGAAGAAACCUUGUGCAGCGGGGUCAGACUUUGUCCAUGUCCAAUCUGCCUGCGAUCAAGUCUUUGCCAUACAGGAGCUUGCGGACGCUAUUCUCGCCCACCUCGGCGACUUUCACGAUGUAUCUUGUUGUUUGGCCGUCAAUCGAACCUUCCGCCAUGCCGUCCAACAAUCAAUCGCUUGUAAACUCACGGCACUGCCUUUCAAAGCGUGUGAGGACCCACAUCUGUUCCAUAUGGAGAAACAGCUCGAUCUUGUGCGCUCGGCAUCCUACUGGUGGAGCCAUGCGCAACGAUUCUCUAUGAACUCAGGGAAUAUCUUCUAUCCUCGUAAUGCUCCAUGGCCAAUGCUAGUCUCCGUAUACGAUGUAUACAAUUCCAUUGGCGAACAUCGAAAAUCUCGUGUCACUGUCGACAUGGGGUUCUCUUCUGAUGGGCACACUCCCGGAGACUUCAGACUACAUGGAAGCUGGCUCGAGCUAUCCUUGCCGCUGCCCGAUACCGUUGUCUGGGUAGUCAGUAUAGCAUGUGACUGUCACAGAACCAACUCCUUUCUCGACCGACUAGAAACUAGCGAUCAAGUAGACCGGAACAUCUACAACAAAGGCACACCGCUAGUCUUCCCCUACAAGAUCAUCACGCAACGCGGCGACCACUUGAAACAGAUCGCUAUAUAUGCAAGGAAAGCAUAUAGGAUGCAUCGCCAUUGUCGGAACGAUGCAGGCGAUCGACCCGCCGGACUAUCCUCGAUUACUUUCAAGACGCUCGAAGAGAAAGAGUCGCGUUCUGAUUUAGUAGCCCUGGAUUUAUUUUCAAGCUCUCGCGCAUAUUCAGCGUCUUACUCGACUUCUCCCUCACCUAAGUUCCGGUCAACGCCAUCGAGCUCAUGGGCUUCCUGGUCUCCAGCUGUGCCGCGAGAGAAGACGAGAGGAGAAGUCUUGGAAGAGAUUAUCCUAGAACUUGCUGAUUUCUCGUCAAAUGCAACAUGGGAUGAGGCUUCUGAAGAUGUUUCGUCAGACGAUGAUGAAAAUAUUCUGCCUAGAUCACAGAGUAUUCCGUCUGAGGAGCUUGCUUACACGUUACGUAAACUCAGUCGACUAUCGGCUUGGGACAAGUUGAUGGGACGUACUGAGAUGAGGCUAGGCUACUAA